UAAAAAAGAAAAAUCUAUGUUAGGACAGUGUGAACCCUCCCGUGACGUUAAGACUCCUCUCUCGGGAAAGAACGAUUUUGCUUUUAUUGGUAGAGAGAGAAAGCACAGACUGCUCUCUUAUGGCGACACGCAACUGAAGCUUCUCUGUAGUAACGAGUUACCACAACUAAGCAAUCACGAUUUGAAGUUAUUACUUGAUAUCUUCUUGUUUUAUGUGGAGUUUGAAAUGCUGAAGCUACUUAGGGUUUAUUACGCCUUCAUCGAUUUUCUGUUCUUUGUCUCUGUAUUCAUCUCUGUAUUCGAGUAUAGAGAGUGAAAUUUCAAGGCUUUUAAUGUUCAACGCCGUCAUUUGAUCUGAUUCAGCCAUUCCUUCUGCACUUGCAAAUGAUGGCCACUGAACUCAUCAACUCUGCAACAAGUAGUAAAUUGACUGAAGUGGAUUGGACAAAAAACAUUGAAAUAUGUGAAUUAGUAGCACAUGACCAAAGACAAGCAAAAGAUGUUGUUAAAGCAGUUAAGAAACGCCUGGGAAGCAAAAACUCAAACACUCAACUUUAUGCAGUUUUGUUGUUGGAGACGUUGAUGAAUAAUAUUGGAGAUGAUGUAUACAAGCAGGUGAUUGAUGUGGGAAUUCUCCCUAUUCUAGUGAAGAUAGUUAAGAAAAAGACUGACUGGCCUGUGCGAGAAAAGAUAUUUCUUCUGUUGGAUGCCACACAGACGUCCCUUGGUGGUGCUAAAGGAAAGUUUCCUCAGUUCUACGCUGCAUAUUAUGACUUGGUGAGUGCAGGAGUACAGUUUCCCCAAAGGCCUCCUUCUACAGCUAAUCGUCCAGCUUCACAACCAAAUAUAAAUGGUACACUCAUUGGGGAACUUGCUGCAGCUAGACAAGAAGAUGCUGAUGUGCAAGCAGAGACUCGAAUUGUUCCAGAUUCUAGUAUUAUCCAGAAGGCUAAUAAUGCAUUAGAGGUAUUGAAAGAAGUCCUUGAUGCUGUUGAUCCUCAGCGUCCUGAGGGUGCUAGGGAUGAAUUCACUCUUGAUCUCGUGGAACAGUGUUCGUUUCAAAAGCAGCGUGUAAUGCAUCUUGUGCUAACUUCCAGGGAUGAGGCAGUAGUUUCUCAAGCAAUUGAGUUGAACGAUCUACUCCAGAAAGUUCUUACUAGACAUGAUGAACUCCUCUCAGGCAAGUCUACAUUUUCAGAUAGGCCUAGAGCUACUGUAAAUCAUCUUAAUCAUGAAGAGGCUGAAGAAGAACAAGAAGAGGAGCCUGAGCAGCUUUAUCGGAGAAUGCGGAAAGGCAAAGCUUGUGCAAGGCCUGAUGAUGAAGAGCACCUAGUUGAACGACCACCGGUGGGUUUGUUAGCAUCUUCAAUUCCGGCGGAAAGGCUGAAUCGUCCCCUUAUACGGCCCCUUCGUUUGGAGCCAUCAGAUGAACCCAAUGGUUAUCCUCCUCCACCACCUGUUGUAAUACCACCACCGCCUGCAAAACACGUUGAAAGGGAGAGGUUCUUUCAGGAAAGCAAGGCUGAUGGUACUGCCGUGGCUGGCCACAUGAGAGGUCUCUCCUUACACAGUCGCAAUGCUAGCAGUUCUCUCAGUGGAAGCUUUGAUUUUAGCGAUUGACUAAAUUGAGUGAUUGUUGUUCCUGCUUGUGGUGGUGUUUUGAUCUUGGUUAAUAUGUUGGUUAGUGUGUGUGUUUUCUCUCUUAAUUAUGAGUGUUGGUGUUAGGCUCUAUAUUUGAAGGGUCGGACUCGGCCAGCCGUGGGUGGAAGGUGUGGUGGAGCCGUGGAGGGCUGGGUUUGUAAAGCGUAUGGGUUUUUAUAUGGUCUAUAGAAUAUCACACAAUCUGAUUGAACUUAAUAGUGAAACUAGGUCUUCAUUUCUGUUUCA
This is a messenger RNA of Tripterygium wilfordii, 1887 nucleotides long. RefSeq names its product TOM1-like protein 5. Lineage: Eukaryota; Viridiplantae; Streptophyta; Magnoliopsida; Celastrales; Celastraceae. The transcript has 12 exons. The record is from RefSeq and is a predicted model, not a curated record. Gene Ontology annotation, biological process: protein transport to vacuole involved in ubiquitin-dependent protein catabolic process via the multivesicular body sorting pathway. Bases 385 to 1620 code for a protein of 411 amino acids. Gene Ontology annotation, molecular function: phosphatidylinositol binding; ubiquitin binding.